GUAUUCGAGAGUGAAUUCCACAUACCCUAUCUCUUCCAGUCUUCCUACGCUCCUGUCGGCGCGUCCUCCGCAUCCCGGUGACCGGUGUGUUCUCCGAUUUGAGGGGCGUCCCUCGCACGCUCCGGUCUGCUGCUCCUCCGCCCUCCGGAGUCCAUUCCAGCGGAGCGCGCUACGGCACAGAUCGGCCGCCGUCCAUCCCUUUCCCAGCUCUCCAGAGCCUCCGCUGCCGCGUCCGGUGAGCACGUCUCGACCGGUUUCCAGGUAGUCACGUACCGCACCUGUGCCUCUAUCUAUCCUCUCCUCGCCGUAUGCCUCUUGGCGAUUUCUAUUAGUUUUUCAUUGUCACUUAGUUUAAGUCAGCUGCUGGUCUGUUCUCGCUGUCUUUCCAUACUGGUAGGUCCAUGGCUUCAGCUAUUAGCUCUGAGCGGUUUGGUGUCCAACAGUUCCAAUAUGCUUGUCGAACUGAUGAACUAAGACUAGUCUCUGGUGGUUUCACGAGAGGAUUAUGGGCAUUAAAUAUGUUGAUGUGGCAUAUUAUUAACGAAGAGAGAUAAGAUAACUGCAUAAGGCCGAGCUCAUGCAAAAUGGUGCUAUGCCAGGGCGUAUCUGUUGGAAAUGCUCAGUUGCUAGCUUUUCCUGGUAGAUCAUCAAGCCUUAAGAGCACCCAGUUUCUUGUUAAAACGAAUCAUUUUCCUGCAAGAGCUCUACGUGUUGGUACUGAUUCUAUUCAUCAUGCCAUGCCUACAUCAUCCCCAAGGGAAAAUUCUGUCAGGGGAAUCCCAUCACUAUCAAGACAGCACAAUCAGCAUCCAAGGUCCGUUAGUUGUCAGGCAUCCUCACUGGCAUCUUUCAGCUACCCUGAGCUGACAUCCAAACCCAGAUGGUGGUGGAGAACUCUAGCUUGUGUGCCGUACUUGCUGCCACUGCACAACAUGUGGUCUUAUGCUGACGUGAUCUACCAGCUGCACACUUAUUUGCAGGGGUUUUCUCUGUUGUACACCUUCAUCGAUACCAUGACUCUGUGUCCUGGGUGGCUCUUUCUGGUGAUAUUUAUGACAGUGUACUUCUUCGUUGUGAGGCGGAAGUGGUCGCCGCACUUUCUGAGGUUCCAUGUGAUCCUAGCAAUCCUUCUGGACACUGGCUCCCAAGCAGUGGCCACCAUGUGUACAUGGAUGCCAAGCAUCGUUUAUCAGGGGAAGCCAAUGCAGUACCUCUGGAUGUCUAUUGCAUUCAUACAGAUCUUCACAGUGCUCGAGUGUUUGCGGUGUGCUCUUUGUGGAAUGUAUCCUAAUGUCCCAUUCAUAUCCCAUACUGCUUUCAUUCACUCUGAUCUAAAUCUGUUCAGAUAGGUGUUUAUAAGGUCCGGGAUUCAAGAAGGGUGAUUUUUUUUGAAAUGGCUACUUAUCAUAGGACCAGCUGGUACAAUAGCAUUCGAACAACACUGCGAUUGAUUUUUGUUCCUAAGAUGUUAUUCAAUGUACGUUGACUACCUGCAAAUUUUGUUUUGAGGGGCACUACUUGUUUUAUCCGAACUUGGUUGAGAACUUGAGAUGAAGCUGGAAGUUGAGAUGCAUUAAAUUGUGCAUUAUAUGGUGACCUGCAGCUCUAAGUUGAGAACUUGAGAUGAAGCUGGAACAGAAUGGAGGGGUUACGAAGAAAUUUUGAGACUUGUACUGCCUGUGAAGUUUACUCUUUCCAUGAGGACUUUGUGAAUAUUUUGCCUAACAACAGUUUGGUAGAGUUUGGGAAAGAAACAACAGUUCAUUGAA
Zea mays is the source of this 1769-nucleotide messenger RNA. RefSeq names its product Tic20-like protein. The transcript has 3 exons. The coding region runs from base 585 to 1349 and encodes 254 amino acids. The record is from RefSeq and is a predicted model, not a curated record. Lineage: Eukaryota; Viridiplantae; Streptophyta; Magnoliopsida; Poales; Poaceae.